AUGUCUUCGUCGCGCUCGCAACCACGGGCUGAUGUACUUGCCCGUCAACCCGCUUCGAUCGAAACGAUUCCGACCCCUACAAGACCGCGGAAGAUGAUAGAGAGGGAGUCGCAAAUCACGGAACUUGAGUCCACUGUCUUGUAUCCCCGUCUAGUUCUUUUGGAAGCUCUUGCUGGAUUCAAAGACAAACCAAAACAACGAGCAAAGUCCGGUGACACGAUGUGUGAAGCUCGACGAAACUUCUUGGAUUCUUUUGCUUAUCUUUGCGACGUGGAGAAAGGCGGCGGAACAGUCACGGCUACUGGCUUGCAAAGACUGGAGAAGGAUAACCAUCUAUGGCUAGCGGCGAACAAAGGUAUACGCGAUGAUAUACUGAUCUAUGCAAACAAUAUCCUGGAUCACAUCAGAUCUGCAACCGCAGAGACUGAGAGCAUCAUUCAAGACCGCAUUGCAGCUCUUAGUGUCGAGAAGUGUAGGCCGAGAAUACAGGUUUACAAAGCAGCGGCGCAGGAACUUGCACGGAACUGCAGGAUGGCUCUCCGAAGAGUCAAGAGAGAUGACGUCGUUAAUCUUCUACGAACCAGGUUGAAGAAGCUGCAUGAGCCGUCACCAAGCAUGAGCUUGGGCAACUACGUUGAUCUGUGCCAUACUCUGAGAACCGAAUGCAUCAAGACCAUCAAGUUGCAUUCCAGAACCGCGGACGACGACUUCGGCAAAUUAGCGCAUUUUGUCUAUCGCAUAGGCGCGACACGCGAAGCAGCAAACAAAGUCGUCGAAGCUAUGAUUCGUGUUCCUUCUCUCCAGCGAAUAUCUAGGAUACAGACCAUUAGUACGCCUCAAGUUGUCGAGAAGGCCAUAUCACCAACCUGCAUGAGUCCACAUGAGGUCUUUUAUGGUGUGCUCAAAGAGACCAGCCCAAAUAAUCCUUUGAAGUUUCAACAAGCAUUCCUCCGGCUGUACCACUUAGACUCAUUACCAACGAGACCAAUUUACAACCACAUGACCUCGAAAGAAACGGUAGUGACCAAGGUACACGCCGAACUCCAAAUCGCAGACAAGUUCGCUCGGUCGCAGGCCAUCAACUUUGCUGACAACGACAAGUAUAUCGGGUGCAGCAAGCCAGCGUGUUAUUUCUGUUACACUUGGCUCUGCCUACACACGCAGGGCUAUUCUGAGCCUGCAACGCACUGCAGAGUUAUACCCGGCUGUCGCGGACCAGACUAUGAGCUGAACGAUGCGGGGACGGAUGUCAUGAGAUCCAUGUACAGUAAGAUCAGCCGACAGGUGGGACAGGAUAUCUUUGCGUUCCUGGAGAAGGAUACGCCGCAACCAAGGGUUCCUUACAUGUCUACCGAUGCUGGAAGUCGGGCGCCGAGCCGAAUUUCGGGUCUUCAAGAGUAACUAUGGACCAUAGCAUAUCCAAGAUUGUUUCUUCGUGGGUGAUCUAGGGACUAUAAUGCAC
This is a messenger RNA of Alternaria rosae, 1462 nucleotides long. RefSeq lists its product as uncharacterized. NCBI's taxonomy places the organism in Eukaryota, Fungi, Ascomycota, Dothideomycetes, Pleosporales, Pleosporaceae. The record is from RefSeq and is a predicted model, not a curated record. The transcript is spliced from 2 exons. Bases 1 to 1401 code for a protein of 466 amino acids.